GUUAGCCUAUCUCAAAAAUGGGCAUGUGUGUUGAGUGUAAAGCAAUAAUGAUAAUGGGCUCGCCAAAACCGGCUGGUAUAAAUUAGCAAUAAUAACAAUAAUAUUAAUACUGCAUAAAGGGAAACCAGAACACUCCGUAUACGUACACGUUUCCAUUAUGUAUAAUAGUGAAAAGAAGGGGUUCGGUUUUCAUUUAGACGAGUAGAUCAAAAAGAUCCGUCCCAAUCCAUUCGCUGAGUUGGUUGACGGGACAAGCAUGUUUGAAUUUCGCCUGUGUUGGUUCAUAUUGUUUGCACAAUUCAGGGAUAUGCGUCUAUUCAAAGACUUUAACGAUUAUCCUCUCGUCGCUGCUCAGCCGAUGCGAUACCUGGCCGACGGUUCUCAAAUACCGUUACUGUCUCUUCUGCAGGACAGAUCGGCGAACGCGGUUAACAAUCAGAGACGUCACCGCGGGAAACACGUUUAUACGGAUUGGUCGGAUUGGUCGGAUUGGAGCUCGUGUUCGGAUAGAUGUACCACGGUCAGACAAAGACAUUGUUUACGAUCGAAAAUUUGUGGAUCGAACGUCGUUACCGAAUCAUCUUAUUGUUUUGUGACCGGUUCGAGAUGCCCGGGGCUCGUGACGAAUUACUACAAACGGCUCAACACAAGUUUCUCGAACAAAGUCUUAGGCAACGCGUAUGAUGUGUCCGUGAAUUCUACAUGUGGUGUUACUGUUGCUUCUGCUACCAUUCCCAGUUUUAAGACUCCUAGGUUUUUAAUUAAAAUAAUGGGAGGUCAAGAAUCUGAGAAAUUUCAUUGGCCUUGGCAAGUCGCGGUGUUAAAUGGAUUUCAGGAGAUAAUUUGCGGCGGUACCCUCGUGGCUCCUGGUUGGGUGCUCACAGCUGCGCAUUGUUCUAGACGAAAAUUAUUCGUGAUAUUAAAAGAAUACGAUCUAUCUGUUAAUGAAGGCGAUGAGAUCAGAGCGAGGGUUGAACGUAUUAUAAUACAUCCCAGAUACAAUCCAAAUACAAUUGAUAAUGAUAUGGCUCUGUUAAAAUUACGUGUCUUGGACUUAGAAAUAUAUGGUGGACUAAACUUGCAGCCAGCUUGCCUUCCGCCCUCUGAUUUUCAACGGCGGAAACGGAAGCCUAAAAUGUGCGUAGUUAUUGGAUGGGGAAAAGUGCAAUCUCAAGAUCCUUAUGGAUCUCAAAUACUUCGUGAAGCUAGGGUUCCCAUCGUUAGUCGGCGGACUUGCCGAUCCGCGUAUUGGCGGUAUCAGAUCACUGACAAUAUGUUCUGUGCGGGUUACAGAGACGGACGCUCGGACACCUGUUCCGGUGACUCAGGUGGGCCACUUCUGUGUAAAAUGCGGGGCCGGUGGACGGUGGUGGGUGUUACAAGUUUUGGAUAUGGCUGUGGUCGGCGAGGCAAGUACGGGAUCUACGCCAAUGUGGCCAACCACGUGAGCUGGAUCUCGUCCGUGACAAAGAUGUCUGGUUAUCAGUGAUCCGGCGAUGACUUCCGAAAGAAGUGAUUGAAUAAACUCCUUUAAAAUAGUUACCUGAUCUUGUUCAUUUAUAUAUUUUUUUGUAUGUAAUUCUACAUAGAAAAUGUUUUUUUUUUCAAAAAAAAAAAGUUGAAAAUUA
Myzus persicae (green peach aphid) is the source of this 1628-nucleotide messenger RNA. RefSeq names its product trypsin-3-like. Lineage: Eukaryota; Metazoa; Arthropoda; Insecta; Hemiptera; Aphididae. Gene Ontology annotation, molecular function: serine-type endopeptidase activity. The coding region runs from base 257 to 1489 and encodes 410 amino acids. Gene Ontology annotation, biological process: proteolysis. The transcript has 8 exons. The record is from RefSeq and is a predicted model, not a curated record.